Molecule: messenger RNA, 863 nt
Organism: Exophiala xenobiotica
Lineage: Eukaryota; Fungi; Ascomycota; Eurotiomycetes; Chaetothyriales; Herpotrichiellaceae
Exons: 3
Coding region: 99-620 (173 amino acids)
Biological process (GO): C-terminal protein lipidation; nucleophagy; autophagy of mitochondrion
Cellular component (GO): Atg12-Atg5-Atg16 complex; cytoplasm; phagophore assembly site membrane
Source: RefSeq, a predicted model, not a curated record
CAGCCAUUAAUUUCGUGGGCUUUCCCGAAGUCAAAGCUACCUAGGUACUCAUGCGGUGGUAAAACCCCAAGGGUGGCAAGUAGGGAAUAGCCAACAACAUGUCUUCACCAAACCUACCGCUACGAGCAUCUCGUUCGACAGCCACUUCACAAGACCGGCAGCAACAGCCUGACAUCAAUGCAGAGGUCGCUGGCAAAUCACCAGAUGAUGGAAACAACAACGGUGACCAAGAGACUUACGCAGACCACGACGAGAAUGGAGAUCUACCAAUGAGUAUGACAGCAAGUGUGAUCCUGACAAAUUUGCCGAAGGAUGCGAGUGCGGCGUUGAAGGAGGUGGAGGAAAUGGAUGAGAGAAAGGUAUCGAUCCGCUUCCAACCAGUCGGUUCGGCUCCGAUUCUGAAACAGCGCGUGUUCAAGAUCAGCGCAUCGUCCAAAUUAAGCGUCGUGCUGAACUUUUUGAGAAAGAAAUUGGGCGUAAAAGAAGGGGAUGGGCUAUUUUUAUAUGUCAACAGCGUUUUUGCGCCAGGAUUGGACGAGGGUGUUGGCAAUCUCUUCAGAUGCUUCAAAACGGACGACCAACUGAUUGUCAGUUAUUCUACGACGCCUGCCUUUGGAUGAUAUGGCUAUGAGAUAUCAAGUGCCCUUACGCCAUGGAAUGCAAUAUCAACAACCAGACAGGCCGAGUGUUUCAUCUGCAAGAUUGGGCAGACCUUCAUAAUGCCAAUGACCCUGCCAUGACUCCACGCAAAAGACAUAUAAUAUCCGACCGCGAGCAGCAAAAUUCGUCGACAGCUUCACGACUGACCUGCUUUUAUGGCCGCCCUGAAUGCCUCUGUCACCUUUGCGUCGCUCUUAUACACG